AUGCCGGUUUGUAGAUAUUUCUUAGAAGGUCGUUGCAGAUUUGGUAAUUUAUGCCGGGAUGAACACGUUGGUAACGGAAAUCAACGUUAUAACCAACAACGCAACGAUAACAACAACAUAUACGAUCAAGGUGGUUCGGGAACUCAUAAUAAUAAUAACAAUAAUAAUAAUUCUAAACCUUAUGACGAAAGGAGUGUAAGAACGGAUCUAACUAAAGAUCGACCCAUAUACCGGUAUUCAGUUUAUGGUCCAGUAAAAGACGAGCCCAAUCUAAUUGAAGAAACAGACUAUUCACCAGAAGAAUUACGAUUACAAUAUUAUAUAAUUAUGGGAACGUAUGGAAAUGAUGCAUCAUAUCAAAAUGGGGUUAAAGAUCUGGAGAAUCGAAUGCAAAUGAAAGUUGAUUCUACUCUUAAAGACUUACGGUCUGCUUUAAAUACAUUCGAAUCCAAAAAACAACAAACAUCUAGUUUUGGAUCAUUUGCUACACCUAGUGCAUAUGGGUCAAAUGUACCUAGCGCAUUUGGUUCAAAUACACCGAAUACAUUUGGUUCGAAUACACCAAGUGCAUUUAAUAAUAAUCCAUCAAGUACAUAUAAUAUAAAUCCAUCAAAUUCAUUUGGUUCAAAUAUACCGAAUGCAUAUGGUUCAAAUACACCAAGUGCAUUUAAUAAUAAUCCACCUAAUGCAUUUAAUAAUAAUCCGCCUAGUGCAUUUGGUUCAAAUCAACCCAGUGCAUUUGGUUCAAAUUCAAUAGGAUUCCCACAACCUCAACCACCCUUACAAUUUGGGGCAUCCACUUUUGGUAAUAAUUCACUUGAAAGUAAUCAAAAUGCUUUUGGUUCAACAACACCAGCGGCAUUUGGAGGAGAAGGUGGUGGUGGAGAAGAGGCACCACCAUUUAUAUUUAAAAAAUAA
This is a messenger RNA of Diversispora eburnea, 918 nucleotides long. NCBI's taxonomy places the organism in Eukaryota, Fungi, Glomeromycota, Glomeromycetes, Diversisporales, Diversisporaceae. The record is from the annotation of a GenBank genome assembly.